Molecule: messenger RNA, 1032 nt
Organism: Aspergillus fischeri NRRL 181
Lineage: Eukaryota; Fungi; Ascomycota; Eurotiomycetes; Eurotiales; Aspergillaceae
Product: alpha/beta fold hydrolase
Exons: 2
Coding region: 1-1032 (343 amino acids)
Source: RefSeq, a predicted model, not a curated record
AUGUCUGAUCCUCUUAGCCUCAUCUCCAGCAAGUGCUUCCAUCGCCGCGUCAUUCUCGACACAGCUUAUGGCCCCCUCACCAUCACAUUCGCCGACAUAGGCUGCACCACAGGCCCCGUACUGCUCUUCCUACCGGGUAUGUUUGCCUCGCGCUAUCUCAGUAUCCCUAUGCACGUAAUCGCGGAGCGCGCCGGAGUGCGCCUGCUCGUGGUCGACCGGCCUGGAAUGGGCGCGUCGACCGAUGUACCACUCACCCAGCGCAUCGCCGUCUGGGUCGAUAUGCUGCCACGCCUGCUGGCGCAUCUGGGUAUUCCGCGCGUCAGUCUUGUGGCGCACAGUGCUGGAACCAUUUAUCUGCUCAAUACGUGGGCGCAGUGCCGUGAGAUUGUGAGCCCUGUCAUUGCUUUCUUAGCUCCGUGGGUUGAUCUCGCACAUUCCCGCGUUACAGUAAUGCAAAUGGCCCAGUACGUGCCUACCAAGGCAUUCGCAAUGUGGCACCUCAUCCCGCGCUUCUUCGUAACGCAGGCUAGCCCCGUGCUGGCGUCGAGCGGGGCUGUGGUCCGCCGGAUGUCAUCACAGAGCAGUGAAGCGGCGGAUCGCUCGUUCUUCGAUGCUAAUUGGCGGCGCGUCGAGCGUGAUUAUGGCGUGCCGCACGCUGAACAGGCGGAGCUCGCUCGUCUCGCCCUCCGGUUUAUGUAUAAAGAGGACACUGUUGGGGCGAAUAGCGAGGCCUUGCAGUGUCUUCGGAAGGGCGAUGGUAGCAGCUGGGGGGCCUGCUCGGACUAUGCUCACUGCAUGCAGACGCUGGCGGGCCGCGAACGGUCCACAGGUGGCCGGGUGAGUGUCCGGACGUACUUUGCCGCCAAGGAUGUCUUGGUGGGCAGUCGGGGCCAAAAGUACUUUGAGGGGUGCUGGCGAGCACCGGGGUUGGAGGCCAUUGACUACGUCUCGACGAUCGUCGAUGCAACAGAUCACGAUACUCUGGCGCAGUCGGUGGAGGUGUGGGAGGAGAUAUUUUCUUCAGUACAGUAA